This is a messenger RNA of Pararge aegeria (speckled wood butterfly), 699 nucleotides long. RefSeq lists its product as uncharacterized. Lineage: Eukaryota; Metazoa; Arthropoda; Insecta; Lepidoptera; Nymphalidae. The record is from RefSeq and is a predicted model, not a curated record. Bases 1 to 699 code for a protein of 232 amino acids. The transcript has 5 exons.
AUGGUGCUCGUGUACAGUUGCUGUUUUUGGUUUUCGCUUCGUCUUGGUGGAAUUUUAGUAGCAAUUUUCUCAAUCAUUCAAGCUUUAGUGGGAAUAAUAAUUUUUGGUAUAGCUCACAAGCAUUCGGAAAAUAUCAAAGAUGAAAUAUCUUUGUGGAUGAAAAAUUUUAACCUCAUUUACGUGAAUGGAUACUUGGAAAAUUUACAAGAAGAUCCGGGAAAGUACAUAACUUUUUCCGUUAUUAUUUUAACAAUAUACAUAUUUGUUAGUCUCCUGUAUAUUUAUGGAGCCUACGUGUUCAAUAAUGCUGCGAUGAUUGGAUUUAUUUUAAUAGAGCUGAUACGCCUUUUCAUUCUUUCAAUAAUAGUAACAACGUUGCUGUUGGUUCUUAAACAGAACAUCAUGGAUAUAGGUCUCGUUAUUGGCGCCAGUGUUAUGGGUGGCUUUGUUUUGUUGGGCCUGUUUUAUCUGUGGGUGUGUGCUGCCAGUCUACCAUUACUCAUCAAUGAGAUGGAACUCGAAGAGCAGGCAGCGAAGAUUGAGAAACUCCAACUGCUCCUCGAGAACAAGAAUCAGCGAUUCAACUCAAAACCUUUGCACUCUUAUGAUAAUGAAGAUUUAUAUACAAGACAAUUGUUCGUUAUAACAGGAAACACUAAACCUGACGAAGAAAGUCGAAUGAAUAGAAUUUUUUAUUAA